Moesziomyces antarcticus is the source of this 3123-nucleotide messenger RNA. RefSeq lists its product as uncharacterized. The coding region runs from base 1 to 3123 and encodes 1040 amino acids. NCBI's taxonomy places the organism in Eukaryota, Fungi, Basidiomycota, Ustilaginomycetes, Ustilaginales, Ustilaginaceae. The record is from RefSeq and is a predicted model, not a curated record. Gene Ontology annotation, cellular component: mitotic spindle pole body; SIN/MEN two-component GAP complex. Gene Ontology annotation, biological process: regulation of Ras protein signal transduction; mitotic spindle orientation checkpoint signaling. The transcript has 3 exons. Gene Ontology annotation, molecular function: GTPase activator activity.
AUGGCGGAAUCGAGCCGACAAAGAUCCAAGCCAAGCAGCAGCGUCAGGAAGGGUUCGGCAGCUCGAAACGCACGCUCUGCUGCUGCUGCUGCUGCUGCUGCUGCUGCUGCUGCUGAGGGAACACGCCUCGACGCGCCGCCGCCUUGCCGAAAGGAGGGCCGCAACCAACACGCAACAAAGUUGGAAAAAGAGGCAAAGCACGCGCGUCAGGGUGCAUUUCUGACUGAUGCAGCUGUGUCUCCUCCUUCUCGUCUUGAUCCGACUUGGCACUGCUCUUCUCGUCUUCCGCACACGCCUGCCAACAUCUUUGGCGCCAUGUCGUCUUCGCUGGUCGAAGACUGGUCCGAGGGCGAUUUCGAUCUGGAUCACACCGCUCUGCGUACGGAGCACCUCUCCCUACACGAUGACCACGAUGACAAUCCCACCACCGCGCACGUCGACGACGACUUUCCCGACUGGGAUCAUGACGAAGAUCAAGACGCAUCGGACGAGCAGACGGACACCAUCAAGCUGUCCAACAUCGCUGGUUCCGCGCUAAAGCAAAUGCUCGAGGCCAGCAAGGCUUCCGCCUCCUCCUUGCCCAGCGCAGAUCUGCAUGCCCUCGACCAACAACUUUUGCAUCAUGAUGCAGAUGUAGAUCGGCUCGAUAUCAUGCGCUUCGCCAACAGCCACGACGACCUCAACACCUGCUCCACUGCAAGCCUCAGCACAUCGGCGAGCACCAGCUAUCGCAGCAUGAUGGGUCUCUCCACCGAUCUCACUGAUCCAGACAGCCCACACAGCAAGCACGGCACCCGCAACACCACCAUCACCUCGUGCUCCAGCUCGGACCGCGCCCGCUCCGACCUUGGCUUCCACUCCUCAGAGCCCGACGAUGCCAUUGACGAGCUCGACUUUGAGCUCGCUCCCAACAUGAACAAUCUCAGCCUCUGCUCCUCCCUCUCCCGCGCUCGCUCCAACACCUCUUUCAGCCACGUCAGCCGAGAUCUGUGGGACGAGGAGCCGACGCUUGGCGCUUCUGGCACCACCGACCAGCCCGCCACCUCUUCCAAAAGCAUAUCGGGCGAGAGCGAUGCAGAUGACGAACACGAAGACCUUCUCGACGGCCUCGAUCUCCAAGGCAGCAUCUUUGAACCUCAAUCCAAUCCCGCUGUUCAGCCAGCCCCCUUGCUCAAAGCAAAGCUCGAGGCCAUGCUCGAUCUCAAGCGCUCCGGUCGUCACCCCGAUCAAUACCAAAAUCCUGCCCACGUCACAGACUCCGAUUCGGGCAUCGCUGCAGGCCUCGUCAUCACUGACGACGUCGACUUGUCGCCCAGUCGCAUCACGUCGCGCGGCCUCUCCAACAUCCGCCCAAAUCCUUCCUAUGCGCAGAUCGCAAACUCCAGGCUCAGCGCGCAGACCAUGAUCUCAGACGGUUCCGGCGAGCGUCAACACAGCUCGCACACCGUACUGUCGCAUCACCAGCAACACCAGCACCACCGAGCGCCCACAGGCGAGGCGGCCUCACAGCAAUCCAAGGGCUUCCGCACGGAACCGCGUGGUCCCCGUCGCUCCCUGCGCUUCAAGCGAUCCACGAGCGAUCUGCAGACACACAUGUCUGCGUCUUCCGCCAAUCCUGGCCCGUCCGCAUCCAACCGCUCGCAAAAUCGCGGGUCCCAGCUGACGCGCAAGAGGUCUCUCCCGUCCAUGCGAACGUCCCCGCCAGCACCAGGCAGCGUCAACGCUGCUGCGGUCCAGCUGGGCGCACACACCAUCGCCGUGCGCCAACGCCACAAUAGCGGUGCCAGCACUUCGUCGUCCGUGUCCCGCAACCGGUCCCACGGCUCUUCCAGACUCACCGACUCGACCGCCGCAUCGCGCGCACGCGCAGCCGAAACCGCAGCCGACCAGCUCGCCAGACUGCACAGAGAUGCCAAAGCACCAGCCCGUCCCAGCACUCCCGUCUCCAUUCCGACAAGAUCGUCGCACAAUCCGCCACCUCGCAUCUCGGUGAGCACAAGAUCCAAGACCAGGGCGGAGCGCCAGGGCUUGUCGGGCGAAAGCCAGCCCGCCGCUCGGCUCUUGAAGCGUUCGGCGCCCUACGCAAGCGGCGCCGAGCUGGACGGCAUCGACGACCUUACCACUUCCAUCAGUCCCUCCGUCAAGCCCAUCCCUCUGCCUCCCCCCUCUACAUCGGCCAAUGCGGGCCGGGGCGCCACCAAGACUGACGACGGCGCAUCGCAGUUUCAGCGUGGCGGCAAGUCCAGGCGCGGCGGCAGGAGGCAUCCCAAGAGCAAGCCAGGCUUGAUCCGCUCGCUCGGUGUGGGUGGAUCCCCAACGCAGAAGACUGUCAAAGGCAUGCGUUGGAAUGCACAGGCGCUCCGAUGGGAGGGCAACGAAGCGGUGCUCCGGGACUUUGACCAGGUAAUCCAGAGCAGCACUCGGCCUGCGCUCAUCUCGCAGAUCACAGGCAGCUCCACCAGCUCGCGCCUCACGCACGCCGCGGGCUACACGUCGCCCAUCUCGCCCGAGAGCAGCACGUUGAUGAACUCGAUCGCCUCGGGCGCGCGUGUAGUGGGGGACAUGCUGUUCGAUCCCGUCCAGAUGCGAUGGGUGCACAAGUCGGGCGACGAGGAGGAUGACGUCUUUGCUCAAUUUGACGAAGCGCUGGACGAAGGCGAUGCGUCCCACGACGCGGCGGGCCUCGGUGUCGAUGCGGAAGGCGACAACACACUGCGGGCGCGCAGGACACGGUCGAUCGAAGCUUUCAGCCAGUCUUCGAACCCUUGGACGCGUCUGAGUGCGAGGGAGCCAGCAGCGACUGCGUCGGACGACGAAGCGUACGAACGCAGCCUCAACCGCAAGCACGACCAGGCGAUUCGCAGGGCGCUGUCGCGCGGUGCAUUCGCGGCGAGCGUGGGCAUCGAGCGCGACAUCUGGGAUGCGUGCGUGCAGGCCGACAAGCGACACGCGCUCGAAGUGGGUGCGUGGCUCCCCCACCCCGCGCCGCAUCGCUCGCGCAUGCGCACGCGCUCGCACACCUCGGACCGCGCCAUGACCAUGGACGAGAUCGACCGGCCACGUCCGCAUCUUUACUACCUCGAGAAGAUUGCAAAAAGCAUCCCGAGGUCCGACGCAAGCUGA